AGCUGAGCCAGCCAGCAUAGGGGCGAGGUCAGUGCCGUCCAUUCUAGGAGGAGGUCAUGGUCUCCGUUGCCCUGAAAUCAGUAUCUGCUACUCCAAAAAUUUAGAAGCAAUCGGCCCGCGUCAUAGGACCGGCCAGCCUCUGAUUGGUCAGCCGGUCACCAGACGGUCUUCCUGGGAUUUGUCUGGCCUGGGGGUGGCACCUCCCAGAGUCAGAGCGGGAGUAACGGGACUUUAGGACGCAGGAGACCCCUAGUUCAGUCGUCCGAGGGACGAGUUGCCUCUCAGCGCGGAGUCCUGAGGUGCACCGCCGAGCUGUAGGGAGAUCGGAACUGGAAACCAAGAUCGUCCGACCCCGGAGCCUGCGAGCCCAGUGGAGCUGGGGAGGGAGAUAGGGACCAUGCCAUACCUGCUCAUUAGUACCCAAAUCCGUAUGGAGGUGGGUCCCACAAUGGUCGGAGAUGAGUUCUCUGACGAGGAGCUGAUGGGAUACUUGGGGGCCACUAAGAGGAAUGUGCUGGGAAACCUCUUCUGGGAAUACUAUGUCAACGACCCUCCCCGAAUCGUUCUGGAUAAACUGGAGGCCCGAGGGUAUCGUGUGGUGAGCAUGACAGGCGUGGGCCAGACACUUGUGUGGUGUCUACACAAGGAGUAACCAUCUCCCGUCUGAGCUUGAGGCUCCUUUCAGGCCUGCUGGACCCGGAGAGCUCCCUGUGUACCAACUGCCCCAUCCUCCCAAGCCCUUGUCCAGGACAGCCAAGAUCCCUGUCUGGGUGGAGUGAUGCCAUCUUCCUGAUCUGUCACAUCUCCCUACCCAGCAUCUACCACCUUCGUAGCAACCCACUGCAGUCAGUGACUGAGGCAGGGCAUGCACUGAAGCCCCCUUGCUACGCCCCCUCGUCACGCCCCCUCAUCCUCAUAGCUGCCCUGCCUGCUCCAUCCCUGACUGGAUGGCACUGUGCAGGCCCUGACACAGCCAGCAGGAGAGUUUUCCUAUAGGGAGAAGAAACCUUACCCAGCUGGGAAGCCCAAUCUAAUCCUAGAUUUCCCUAGCUGUGAAACUGAGCGAAGUCUGAAGAUGCCCCCAGGUCAAACUGUAAGCUAGUCCAAGACAAUAAAGAACUGUGAUGAGCAGUUGCUUUUCUGCCA
Phascolarctos cinereus (koala) is the source of this 1146-nucleotide messenger RNA. RefSeq names its product GTP cyclohydrolase I feedback regulator (gene GCHFR). Gene Ontology annotation, molecular function: GTP cyclohydrolase binding. Lineage: Eukaryota; Metazoa; Chordata; Mammalia; Diprotodontia; Phascolarctidae. The record is from RefSeq and is a predicted model, not a curated record. Gene Ontology annotation, cellular component: nucleus; cytoplasm. Gene Ontology annotation, biological process: negative regulation of biosynthetic process.